Cicer arietinum (chickpea) is the source of this 1528-nucleotide messenger RNA. RefSeq names its product S-adenosylmethionine decarboxylase proenzyme 4. NCBI's taxonomy places the organism in Eukaryota, Viridiplantae, Streptophyta, Magnoliopsida, Fabales, Fabaceae. The record is from RefSeq and is a predicted model, not a curated record. Gene Ontology annotation, biological process: spermine biosynthetic process; spermidine biosynthetic process. Gene Ontology annotation, molecular function: adenosylmethionine decarboxylase activity. Gene Ontology annotation, cellular component: cytosol.
AAGAGCUAGCUAGAAGUCUAUAAAAUAAGCAGUGAUUAAAAAAGUUAUGAUGAGCAUGACCAAUAUUAAUUCUGUUUUGCUGUUGCUGUCUCUGAUAUUUAAGAAGAUUGAGCUAAAAAUAAAAAAAAUAAAAAAAAAAAUAAAAAAAACACAGCAAAAUUGUUUCAUAUCAUAAUCACAUUCACUUCAUUAUGCCUAAAAUCAUGAUUCUUGGUUUCAUCACCCGCAUGCUCUCUUCUCAAACCUCACACUACAUUCUCACUCUUACUACUCACACACACCUAUAAAUUCCAACCACACCCCCCUACCUUUUCCUCACCAAAAUCAGUCUCACCUUAUUCCCAAAAUGGCAUUAUCUGGUUUUGAAGGGUUUGAAAAAAGGUUGGAACUUCAUUUCUAUGAUCAUAAUCCAACCAUUAAUCACCAACUUGGUCUAAGAAAACUUGAGUUUGAAUCCAUUCAACAAAUCCUACAAGCUGUUCAAUGCACAGUUGUUUCAGCAGUUGGAAACUCUUACUUUGAUUCCUAUGUUUUAUCAGAAUCAAGUCUCUUUGUAUAUCCAACAAAGAUCAUAAUCAAAACUUGUGGAACCACACAACUUCUCAAAUCAAUUAUUCCAUUAAUCUACUUUGCAAAUAAUCACUUAAACUUCACACUCUCCUCUGUUUGCUACACAAGAGGAAGCUUCAUUUUCCCAAAGUCACAACCUUUCCCUCACACUUCAUUCAAUGAUGAAGUUUCUUACUUAGAAAACACUAUCCCUUCAAAUCUUUGCUACAAAAAAGCUUCCAUUUUGCCUUCUAAAUCUUCCUCUCAUUCAUGGCAUGUUUUCACAGCAACCCAAAAUCUUCAUCAUAAUCAUCGUGAUCAAUACACAAUGGAGAUUUGCAUGACGGAGCUCGACCCGAUUCUCGCCGGAAAUUUUUUCCGGCGACCGGACGAUGAAAAAUCCGGCCACUCUGCCGGAAAAGAAAUGACAGAGCUUACCGGAAUCAACGAAAUCAACAAAGAAGCACUAAUUUGCGAUUUUGCAUUCGACCCUUGUGGCUAUUCAAUGAAUGGAAUUGAUAGAGAAAGGUAUUCCACCAUUCAUGUAACUCCAGAAAAUGGUUAUAGCUAUGCAAGCUUUGAAUGUGUGGGCUCUGUAAACAAUGAUGACAACAUUGUUCAUGUUUUGAGGAAGGUUGUUCAGAUUUUCCGACCGGGGACUAUGUCGGUGUCGAUAACGACAUGUGAUGAGUAUAACAAUGAUGUUUGGAGGAAGGUUGCUGGUGCUGUGGAGCCACUUGGGUUGAAAUGUAGGAGUUGUGUUAUGGAUCAAUUUCCGGCGAUAGGCGCUAUCGUCUUUCAAACGUUUUCGCCUAUUCGCCGGAAAUAUGCUACAAAGUAGAGAUUUAGAUUCUAUGCAAUAACUUGUCACAAAGUUAUUAUUUUAGAUUAAUAGCUUUCAGUUUCAUCUAAAUUAAUGGUAGACAUUGUUCAAAGUUGAUUUGGUAAAUGUGUAUCUAAACGUUUGAUUUUAAAUUAA